This is a messenger RNA of Carica papaya (papaya), 771 nucleotides long. The record is from RefSeq and is a predicted model, not a curated record. Lineage: Eukaryota; Viridiplantae; Streptophyta; Magnoliopsida; Brassicales; Caricaceae.
UCUCUGAAUGGAUUACGUCUUCAUUUAAAGGCAUAUCUUGUUCUUGUCGAUUUUCGGUGAUUUGUUCCUUCAAAUUCCCCUCAUCAUUUUCAGUUCUCCCGCUCCUUCAUACCGCUUAAUAUAUUUCUUCUAUCUGUUUAUCCACCUAAGAGAUCAAAACCCCGUAUCAAUGUUGCCAUCUUCCUCAAGGUCACUCGCAGUCAUCAAAAUCCUUUUGAUCGCACUCGCAGUUUUGCGCUCUUCAUGGUUCAUUUCAUCUUCAUCUGACCUCCUCGACGAUUCUCUGGCCUACAUAUGGCCGCUGCCAGCGGAGUUCAGUUCCGGAAACAAUACACUCUCCGUUGACCCCGCCCUCACUCUCUCCGUCGCCGGUAACGGAGGUGGUUCUCCCAUUGUCAGAGCUGCAUUUGAGAGGUAUGUUAGGAUUAUAUUCAAGCAUACGGAUUGGCUCUCCGCAUUUAAGAAUCUCAAGGGUAGAAGGGGAUCGGCUUAUGAUAUUACAAAAUUGAAGAUUGUAGUUCACUCGGGCAGUGAAGAGCUGCAAUUGGGAGUCGAUGAGAGUUAUACACUGUUGGUCGCGAAGAAUGAUCAGAAGGCGAUUUUAGGGGAGGCGACUAUCGAGGCAAACACUGUUUAUGGUGCAAUAAGAGGAUUGGAGGUCUGUAUGACUACCUUUGGGUUCUUGUCAAAUUGUGUUUAUCCGUUUAUUCAUAGUUGUGUUUAUUGUUCCCACUUGUUAGUUGGUUUGCUAAAAAAUAACGUGUCCAUCAU